Messenger RNA from Beta vulgaris subsp. vulgaris (sugar beet), 1419 nucleotides. RefSeq names its product peroxidase P7. Gene Ontology annotation, molecular function: peroxidase activity; heme binding. Gene Ontology annotation, biological process: hydrogen peroxide catabolic process; response to oxidative stress. Bases 229 to 1188 code for a protein of 319 amino acids. The record is from RefSeq and is a predicted model, not a curated record. The transcript has 3 exons. Lineage: Eukaryota; Viridiplantae; Streptophyta; Magnoliopsida; Caryophyllales; Amaranthaceae.
AUAACGCAAGUCCCCCAUGCACGUUCCUCCAGGCACCAUGCUCUACUAUAUAAACUCAACAUACCAUAAGCUUUUCUUCAUCUCAACUAAGCUUGGAAUCCAUAACCAAAUUAAGCUUUCCUAUAAGCCAAAGUUUUAGAAAAUAAUUUCAUUUCUUUUUCCUUCUUUCCCUGCUAAAAGCUUAGAUUUUCCUUUUCUUUUUUCCUGUCCACUCAACUCUAAUAACUCAUGGCUUCAAUGAUCCAAUAUUUCGUGAUUAUAAAUCUCAUGUUUCUCUUUUCAUGUGCUACUAACGCACAACUAUCACCUUUUUUCUACUCAAGAACAUGUCCUAAUGUUCAACUUAUAGUACGUAGCACAAUGAGGCAAGCUAUAUCUAGAGAGCCGCGUAUGGGCGCUUCUAUUCUUCGCUUAUUCUUCCAUGAUUGUUUUGUAAAUGGUUGUGAUGCUUCUAUACUAUUAGAUGAUACGCCUUCUUUUACCGGAGAAAAGAAUGCCUUCCCUAACAGGAACUCAGCUAGAGGUUAUGAAGUAAUCGAUGCCAUCAAAUCCAAUGUCGAAGCGGCUUGUAGUGGAACAGUUUCAUGUGCAGAUAUCCUAGCACUUGCAGCACGAGAGGGGGUGGUCCUGUUGGGAGGCCCCUCUUGGCCAGUACCAUUAGGAAGAAAAGAUGCAAAAACAGCAAGCCAAAGUGCAGCCAACACCAACCUUCCACCACCCUCGGCCAGCCUCAGUACCUUGAUUUCCUUGUUCGCCGCCCAAGGCCUAGAUGCUCGCGACAUGACCGCCCUCUCCGGAGCUCACACUCUCGGCCAGGCUCAAUGCAACACCUUCCGCACCCGCAUAUAUAACGAAACCAACAUCAACCCCAACUUUGCCACCUCUCGCAAGGCCACUUGCCCCGGCCCCGCCUCCGGUACAGGCGACAGCAACCUAGCACCACUCGACAUUUCACCUAACCGAUUCGAUAAUGGCUACUUCCAAGACCUUAGGGCGAGGCGUGGGCUUCUUCACUCAGAUCAGGAAUUGUUCAAUGGUGGAUCACAAGAUGGACUGGUUAGGUUAUAUAGUUCAAACUUUCGGGCUUUUGCUAAUGACUUUGCUAAUGCGAUGGUGAAGAUGGGGAAUAUUAGUCCACUUACUGGAUCAAACGGAGAGAUUAGGAAGAAUUGUAGGGUUAUAAAUUAAUUAAGAAUUAAAUUGGGUCUUCGGGUUAAAAACGACCUGGAUACUGUACGAAGUUAGUGUCAUGUAUACUUUAGGAAAGUAUGUUAGUUCUUCAAUAGGAAAGAUGCUUAUCAUUUGUAAUCUAUUUAUAUACAUAUGCGGCUGUAUUCAUUUAUACAUGUUUAUCUAAUAAAAAGUGUAACACAUGAUAUGGAUAUUCUGCAUCUAAAUAAUUGUCUUGUUUGAUUUUUA